Aspergillus oryzae RIB40 is the source of this 366-nucleotide messenger RNA. RefSeq lists its product as uncharacterized. The record is from RefSeq and is a predicted model, not a curated record. The transcript is spliced from 2 exons. Lineage: Eukaryota; Fungi; Ascomycota; Eurotiomycetes; Eurotiales; Aspergillaceae. Bases 1 to 366 code for a protein of 121 amino acids.
AUGGGUCGCUGGGGUUGGCGUCUUUUCGAAGGGGAUCAGGAUCUGGAUGCCGCCUGUUGUCUGGCAGAGUCCCUGGGAAUCCAGACUGACGACUGGGAACACUCAAUGAGCUCGAUGGUGCAUCAGACCGAUAUGCUGGCCGACGAAGGGACACGCGCGUUCUACAGAACGGAGGAGUACAAACGUGAGCUGGAGAACGAGAUCGUGCCCUACGUUCGCGCGAACUUCGACAUCGACAACUUUGGCGACAGGUUUUUUCGCUGCUUCUUGUGCCAAGGAGAAUGGCCAAACGUGCCUCCCUGCAAAAUACAGAACUAUCAUCUUAGGCGCAUUGAUGAUGAGGGCUGGGGCCAAGAUCAGGGCUGA